Messenger RNA from Closterium sp. Yama58-4, 1680 nucleotides. NCBI's taxonomy places the organism in Eukaryota, Viridiplantae, Streptophyta, Zygnematophyceae, Desmidiales, Closteriaceae. The record is from the annotation of a GenBank genome assembly.
AUGGACUCGAGUCGCUUAUCACCGACAUCACCGUUGACGCCAGACCGCUCCUGGUCCCAACCCUGCUCUGUCAAAAAUGAAUCCCCAUUUGACCUGCCUGGAGCGUCAUCCCAUUCGCAUGAUACGCCAUUCCAGAAUAAGGCCAGCAUCGUCAACCCCGAAUCCACCCAUUUCAAUCAUCAUGUUUCCGAAGCUUUCUAUUCUGCUUCUUCGGAGCAAUCCUACGAUUUUCGCGCCGCCGCGAAAACCUCGGCAAUCUCAAGGUUAUGGGGUGGCGCCGGCGCGGCAGCCACUGCUCUGCCAGCAUGCGGCCGGCAGGGAUGUGGAGUUGACGGACUGGCAGCUCUUAGCCGGCCGUUGACCGGCGGCGUCAGCAUUGACGAGGUAAGCCUCUGCGUUGCUGGCGCUGUAAUUUCCGCUCUCGCUUUCCGCAUUCCGUCAUCCCCAUUCCGCCAUUCCCGAAUCUGCCAUCCCUCUCUUCCGCGAACGAUUCCCCCUCCUUACCCGCAGGUUCGGGCAGCCUUCGAAUCCUUGUCUGCCCGGCACCCCGUCCUGUCUGCCCGGAUUAUCAAGCCGCCCAAGUCCCAACGGCCCGAGCUCCACGUGUGCCGACCUCCUCAACCAAUCACCGUGAGCGAGUGUGACACUGCUGACGUGGCAGCGGCGGAUGAUCCGGAUGGCCAGAAUGGAUUGCUGCAUCGUGUGGUCGAAACGGAGCUAAACACUCCCAUGAUCGACGGUCGGAAUCAUCCCGCGGCAACGAAUAUUAGAGAUAAGGGCGAGGCGUGUGUUGACGUGUUCCAGGUCCACGUGUACGCGUCCCAUUCGUCCACGCUCGUCGCGCUCCGCACGCACAUCGCCGCUCUGGACGAGCAUUCGGCGCCGCCCAUCGCGGCGGAAUUCCUGGAAGAACUGCGACGCAUGAGGAAACAUCUGGACCGCGGCUCGUCAUCAUCCCCAUCCUCCUCUUCCUCCUCUUCCUCCUCUUCCUCCUCUUCCUCCUCUACCUCCUCUCCUUCCUUCUCUUCCCCAUCUCCCUCCUUCCCCCUCACUUCCUCUGAAGAUCUGACAGCCGCUCCUUCCCUUCCUCCUCCCCUCUCGGCGCUCCUCCCCAAGUCUAUCUCUGUUAAGAGCGCAUCCGUUAAAGGCACAUUCGCGCAAGCCUUCAACGCCGUGGGCUACGUGCGCAACGCCCUCAUUUCCUCGCACCUUCCUUUUGAGCCUGGCCGAGCUGAUUCGAGGAAGAACUCUUUUGCAACGCAAUUCGUUACAGUCACAUUCAGUAAAGAAGAAACGGCCGCCCUUCUGGCCGCAGCGGAGUCGCACGGGUGCUCCCUGUUCUCCCUGGAGUGCGCAGCAGGCCUCAAAGCUGCCGCCCGGAUGAAGCAACUGGGCGGCAGAACUGAGGUUUUCAGCCUCGGAAGUGCCAUUGGUUGUCGCACGGUUCUCGACCCGCCCCUUCCCCAGACCGCCUUGGGCGAGUACAUGUCCAUGCUGCCACUCAAGCAAGAGGUUUCUGAGAAGUUGCCCCUCUGGGACGUUGCCACGUCAAUCAGCGCCCAUGCUGAGUCAGCGCUGCAGCGGCAGCAGCAGUUCACCGACAUGCCGGUUCUUGAGCUGCUCUUCUCCACGGUACGUGAGGAGUUUGAGGAAAAAAAAGUUGGGUUGUCUCAGUCGUAA